Daucus carota subsp. sativus is the source of this 8150-nucleotide messenger RNA. Its product is annotated as mitochondrial metalloendopeptidase OMA1-like. Gene Ontology annotation, molecular function: metalloendopeptidase activity. Bases 4410 to 5357 code for a protein of 315 amino acids. The record is from RefSeq and is a predicted model, not a curated record. NCBI's taxonomy places the organism in Eukaryota, Viridiplantae, Streptophyta, Magnoliopsida, Apiales, Apiaceae. Gene Ontology annotation, cellular component: membrane. The transcript has 13 exons.
CUCCGAUCCUGAUUCCGACCCUCAUCCUGCUAAAACCAACCCUCUGUUGUACCUGCCUGCUUGUCUUCAUGCUGCGUCUUUCUACUAUCCGUCAUCUCUCUCUCUGUUGCUGCAAUCCAACAGAUUAGGGCAUACCUUGGGACAGUGUUUAUUUCUGAAACUAAUCCUAUCAAGUCAGUUGAGGAGCUUUGGGAUGGAGAAUUAUGUCACUGCUGUUUGGAUGACAAUUAAACUUCACAAUCUUGAAAUUUGUUGAAUCGUUGUUUUUGUGAAAUUGGGCUGAUUUAAUGGAAGCUGGGUGAUGGCUGUUCGUCUUUACCUCACCACAGUUUCAUUUCAAUACCCCCAAUUUUCACAAUUUUCUGUCAGUUUUUCCUCGGAAACCUAUUGGAUGCUCAAUGAAGUCGUGUAAGCUGUCAGAUCUUACCCAAACUGAGAUUAAUGAUCUCAGUGCUCGUGCUCGCAUUGAUUUCUCAUCCAUUUUUUGUGAAGUGUAACCUAUCAUCCAUGAUGUUCGCUACAGAGGCAAUGAAGCUGUGAAACCGGUGUUAAAGCAUUGAGUUAGCCUUGACUGAUUUGCUUGAAAAGUUUUUUUGUCAUUAUAUGAUUUCAGAGCUUGAAUUUGUUGUUGAAUUCAAUUUAUUUGUUUUUUGGAGUUAUUGUGAUGAUUUUGGUGGACUUUUUUGGGCUUUGUGGAAGAAGUUUUAUGUUCGUGGAUAUUAUACGUCAUAGUUUUUUAAUUUUUGUUAUGAUAUUUAUUGUUUUAUAUUUUUUUGUACAUUGUUUUAAGGUCUCUCACUGAUUUUGUCUUUUCAUGCUUCAGAAAGAAAUAUAUGUGAUUUGUGUAGUUUUUAGAGUAUAAAUGCUCUGUUCUCCUGUUUAUGAUAUGUUAUGAUACUCUCUUAAACUUUGAUGUUUUCAAUCAUAUACGUUAUUAAUUCAUAAAAUAUUUUGUAUAUUUUGGAUGUAGGAAGUGAUAGUGGAAGCAUCUGACGCAGAAGUUAAUGGAGCUAAUGGGACUAGUGGUGUUAAGGGGAGGAACAGGACAAGUUGCGUUGCAUUGACAAUCAGAACGUUGAUAUGGUUAACUUGAGGCAAUUGGCUUCUGAACUUGAUAUCAAUAGGUCUAGAAAUGAUAUUUCAGUGCAGCAUAAGGAUUGUCAAGAGGAGCCAAUCGAAGAGUCUGCUCGUCCUACAAGUUUAAGUUGUCAGUUAGCAGAAAUUCAAGAGCAUGCAGAGGUUCAACUCACAUUUGUGAAAACCCAGUAUGAGGUCUGAUUGAGGAGCUUGUGCUUCUACUCAAACAGUCCAAGGGCCAUGUAGAAAUUUAAAAGGUGCAUUUCGAUAUAGAGUUAGAGUUAAACCGUAGUCUUGCUACUGAAACACAUCAAACUAAUGAAAAUACAGAGUUGAUGACAACUGUUCACUGCCUAAGAUCUGAGUUAGAAGCCUCUGUUAUUGAAAACAGGGUCUUGUCAGAAUCAAUUAGUGUUUUAAUGCCUCAACUUUAGGAAUUCAAGAGGAAGACAGUUACUCUGGAGGCUGAACUUGAUUAGGAUUCAAGAGUCCACAAAGAUUAACUACAAGCUGGAAAUAGCCGAGGAGGAGAUUAGUGAAUUGAUAUUCUGUAAUGCUAAGCAUGAAAUUAUAAUCAUUGUUCUAAAAGAAAAACUAGAUAGACAUAAAGGUCACAUAGCCCUGAUGGAAAAAUCUAGUGUUGAAUCCUUCAAGUUGCAGGAUCAGAUUAAGGAAGUUACCCACAAGCUGUCUGAACAGAUUCUUAGAACAGAAGAAUUCAAAAACUUGUCUGUUAGCUUGAAGGAGCUCAAAGACAAAGCUGAAGCUGAAUGUCUCUCGGCUUAUGAGAAAAAAGGUCCUGAAGGGCCAUCUUUUGCUGUUCAAGAGUCUCUGCGAAUUGCUUUCAUUAAAGAAUAAUAUAAAACCAAGCUUCAAGAGCAAAGGCAGUAGCUCUCAAUUUCUAAAAAGCAUGGGGAGGAGAUGCUAUGGAAAUUUCUAAAAGGAAGCAUGUUGUUAAUCAACUUGAAGACAGGAAAAAACUGAAGUUUCUCACUUGAAGAGAAACGAAGAGCUGUCAAUUAAGGUCUAGGAGUUGGAGGCCGAAUUACAAUCAUUAUUCUUUGAUAAUCGUGAGAAAACAAAUGCUUAUGAUAGAAUACGGACUGAGUUGGACUUUAUAAUAUUAAACCUUGAAUUCUGCAAGGAAGAAAAAGAAAAACUCGAAGCAUCAUUGUAGGAGUGCGUGGAGGAGAAGACUAUAAUAAUAGCCGAGCUUGCGUUGAGAAGAGAACAACGGGAAAAUUCUAUAAGUUCCACCAAUAUGCUAGAGGAAGUUGCUGUGGGCAUAGUCAAGAGCAUAUUUGGCAAUGCAAGUAACAGCAAGUCAAACUUUGUAUCAUCCACUACGAAUAUCUUAAAUGGAGAUUCAACUUUAAGUCUUUCCUCUGAGUCCUUGGAUCGCAAUAGCAACAUGGAUACUGACAAAUUCUUGAUACGAGCUUGGUUCCAGUUGAAAAAGCUGAAAAUUCAAGUUCACUUAUUAUGGGCAACUCAUCCAGGUUCUUGAAUCUAAAGGUAUACAUGAAAUCCUAGAGCAUGGUCUUCUAAAUGAAGGAAAUUGGUCACCCCGCAAAUCCAAGAAUGUAACUUAAAGAGGAUGAAGAAUGAAAACUCCCAUUUUUCACAGGCUAAUCAUGACCCACAUGUUCAAGACUUACAAAGAGAACUCAUGCAUUUAAAUAAGAAUUAUUUGAGAAGUGGUAAUGUUUUAGAAAGGGUACUUGCCUUGAAAAUUGAGCUCGCAGAGGCACUACGGGCAAAGAAGACAUCAAGCUUGCAUAUCCAGAGACAAAGAAAGAUGAGAAUAUGCAGUAUAGUAGUAUGGAAAGAACUCCUUUUCUUGAAGAGCAAGUGAGGAAGAUAAGAGAAGGGGGAGAAAUUAUGGCAAUGGAUCAGGGAGACUAAUUCUCUCAGAGGAAAUCGCUUUGUUUUUGUAAACAGUGUCGCAGCCGAGGCUAAAGACUAUGUUGAGAAAAAUCGAGAUGAUUGUGGUGGUGAAAAGAAAGCCAUCUUUCAUGUCCAGAAUAAUCGCAUGAAUGAUGCUGGCAUCUAUUGUCAAGGGGCGUAUUUAGUAGAAGACCCUUUGAAGUUAGGUCCUGGUUAUCGUAGAGAAGCACUUUAGUUUUGAAAUAACUUGCCCCAGACACACUCGGUUUUGUCUUGUCUUUCUAGCUUAGUGUUGUUGCGCAAAUACUCUCAUUACAUAUUAUUUUCUAUUUUUAAUAGGGCUUAAUGGUUUGUUUGAACUCUAAAAUGUUUUUAACUUCUCACAUCAUAGAAUUUACGUUAUAUAGCCAAUCACAUGCAAGCUGCAGUUUUCAAGGCAUUAGAUUUUUUAGAAAAUGAAAAGUGAGGUUAGGAGCUCGUAGUAAAGAAAAUGUUAAUUUUAGAGUGUUAGGAAAGUUCAUUGAAAGGUGCAUGACUAAAGCCUUGGCUAUCUCGAAGAGAAUAAUUAUAUAUAAUUUUUCAAAUUAUAAUUUUUUUGUGGUGUUGCAUAUAUUUCCUCCAGCUUCAUACAAUGUUUUUUUGGACGAGUACUCCAAUAUUUAUUUCUUUGUUUUUUUACGAGCAUAUUUCUUACUGAUCAUUUUGUGUACAAUAAAAAUAAUAUGAGUUUCAUACCAGGCCCGUGCCUUGCACGGGCACUAAUGCUAGUUAUAAUAUAGUACAACAAAUAAUUAUAAGCAAAAUAACAAAGAGUCCGGUCCGUAAUAUAUUGUAAGUGGGUUUUUAGAAGGAUGACAUUAAUCCAAAAUCUACUAUAUCUAUUAUACGAGAACACGUUAUUUUCCUGAGCAAAUUAAUUCUUUGGUUCGGUCCGAUCUUACUUCCCGAACCUCCUAAUUAAACCCUGCACAUUUAUAUACAUACACACAGCAUCUCUGCAGCUUCCUCAUAGCCAUACUCUUACGGCUUCUCCCCGAUCCCCGAUCCCCCUUCAGUCGUAAGUCCAUGAUGCAAUAUGAUUUUAUCACCACGGAUACUCUUCACUCUUUGUGGCCUCUUAGCAGAUUAGGGUUUUUCCCUGCAAAUUAGGGGUUCUACAAUUUUAAUUGUCUCAAUCUGUCAAUCGCCGCCACCUCCGAUACGGACUACAAAGGUGCGCCAAAAGGAGAGAGGAGCCAUUAAAAGGGUUAAAAAGAUUUAGGCUCUUCGACUCGAAGAAGCCUGGAAGCAAUCCAGCCCCUAAUUUCUGUAGACUUUAUCGUAAUUUUCUCGUCCAAUCUCCAUCAGCUGCUAUAGGAUUUUGGACACUUGGUGCUGUUAGGCAUUAUCACAAAUAUAGAGGACCUCCCCUAGCACUCAAGGAUUACUCUAAAUUUGCUCGAUUUAUGAAACAUGUUAAAGAGUAUAAAAAAAUUUGUAUCGUUGGUUUAGGAAUUGUUACCAUUUUCACAAUUGGCAGUUGGGAAACUAUACCUUACUCGAAACGAAAGCACUUCGUACUAAUUCCACCUAGCAAGGACACAAGUUUUGGAAAUUUUAUUUCUAGAACGAGGGAAGAAAUCUUUGUUCUUCCUCAGGAUCACCCUGAUAGUGUACGCGUGAGGUCGAUCUCAAACAAGAUACUUAGGGCAUUACAAAGCGACUUGAAGAUCAAAGAGAUGACUGGUUUGGAAUACAGUUCAAGAAAUAUCACUAGUGAUGUUGAUGAGAAGGAAGCAGCAGUGCCAUGGUGGCGACGAACUAAAUUCUCUACUAGGCAUUUGGAGGGAUUAGAUUGGGAGGUUGUGGUGGUGGAUAGAUAUCUGAACAAUGCUUAUGUCCUACCAGGAGGAAAGAUUGUGGUGUACAAAUAUUUACUUAAAAGUUGCAAGUCGGAUGAUCAGGUUGCUGCUGUCAUCGACCAUGAGGUUGGGCAUGUUGUUGCUAGGCAUUAUGCUGAAAGAUUUACAAAAUCGUUGUGGUUUGCAAUUGGACUGAUGAUCAUCUUCUCUGGUGGGUCUGGGAGGUCCCCUCCCCCUCAUCCUCUAGGUACACGGAAGCUGGCAGAACUCGUCCUCAAUCCUUGCUCACGGAGGGUCUUAGUUCAUCAGCACAUGCUGGCAAAGGUGAAUUUUGCACUUUCCCUUACGGUACUACUUAACGGAAGACGGGGAGUGCCCGACGAAGUAGAACCAACUCUAUCAAAUCAAAAGAUGACAGACCCGUUCUCUGUACUAUCAAUAGGAUCAAUUAUAACAAGUCGCACACUCAUAUUCCAGAAUACAGAAAAAAUACUGAUAUUGACUCGGGCAUUCUCGAUUAUCUUGAGGAAUGUCACGAGAAUUUUGGCAUAAGCAAGAACGUGGUUUUCAUCGGAGAAAAUUUCCCAAUUCCAACCUUCUUUCCGCUACCUAGAAGGCAUGUCUUAAUCUCUAAGAUUUGGUGGUUAUUGGGGCCAAAUUUGACUGUGGAAUGAAGGAAUAUAUGUGGGGUAGGCGUGUGUUCUGCAGGGGGACAGGAAGAGAGGUGUUUGACUGGAAAUAUAGUUGUUAAGGUAUUUUUAUCCGCUUUUGACAGUUGUUUUUCAAAAUGCUUGCAUUUUGUUAUUCUUUACUCAUGCUCUCAUGUCUGCCAGACUUAAACUUUGCUUUUAAGAUUCAGCUAUCUAUGGCCUGCCAAUAGCUAUAAUUUUAGGGUAGUUAGGUAGUUACCGGUCCCUUAUAUAAUACACUAAAUUGUUACUGUUAGAACUUUGCAGCUAUCAUAGUUUCGAAACAACAGUUGUAUUAAGUGGCUUUCAGAUAAUCACUUUGGCAGUAGCUCCAGGGUUCUGAAGUACACUCUUAUUAGGAAGCACCAGAUUCUAAUUUUCUCAGCCAGCAAGUAGAAAAGUACAUUAGAAAAUUAUUCUUUGUAUACAGGGAAGAUAAACACUUUUUGUCUCCAACUAUAUAGUUCAUCCUGGAAACUAAAUGUCAUGGUCAUAUCUAUAUUCGAACUAAGUCCAAUAAACUAUGACAUAAGAUGAAUUGUCGAGCGUUCCUGGAGCCUUGCUGCUUUAAUUUAAAAACUCAAAAAACUAUAUGUAUGCCGGUCUUUACUUGUGAUAGUCACCUGAUGAGGUGAUUUUCACCUCAAUGACAUGUUAGACAUCAGGCAUAACAGCGAAACUGAUAAGAUUCAGGUUCUUUCUUGGAUGCAGCUAUUGAAUAUUUACUCACAGGGAGUAUAUCUCCCCUUCAUUUAGAGUAGGCCUGCCAGCAAUCAUCAUAUAACCUGAAUAUGGAUGCCUAGCCAGAAACAUAAAUCAUUUGGUUGUGAUUUGGCCGAAGAAAAUUGAGACUGGAAAUAUAUAGCAUUAGGUAGAAGGAUGGAUGUACAUAUAACUAUAGGAUAUGUGCUAAACAUAUAGUUCAAAUUGGAAAAAGCAAAUAAGUUGGUAACACAAAAAGAUUAGUAUAGAACAUGUGAUUUAUAAGUUGCUAUAAUUUAAGUGAUCUAAUUGUUAUAAUCUACUGUACCAGACUACAAACCAAAACCAACGACUAAACUUUGUAUGUCUAGAUUUAAUAAUAUUGUAUAAAUAUAUGAAUGUUUAACAAAUUAAACUGAAGUAAAAGGCUGCACAAAAACCAGUUAACCAAACUAUAAUUUUCGGUGUGUGGACAUGAAAAUGUUGAAUCCUAUCAACCUAUAAGCUAUGCAAUAAAUAGAAACUUGAUAAAUGAUUUGAUUGUGCGAGAACUCAGAAGAUAAUAAUAAGCGAAGCUUUUGGAGUCUGUAGAUGAUAUUUGUGUAUUAACGUCUUAAUUAGAUGAUGCAUUAUGGUCACUCAAGAGUAAUGCAUCUUCCUCCGUAAACUUGUCCAUCGUGUAGAGCUGCAUACUUUGCUUCGUAUCGUAACUAAUCAGAGGUAUUAAAAAGCAGGACAAUCACUGGAGAAACAUACAUAGCUAUAUUUGGCUUCCAUGGAUAUAUCACAUGAAGUUGUGGCAAGUAGAAUGACUUGUCUCAGUUUGCUUGUAAGACAGUUAGACAUUGUUUUAAAUUUUACAUGCUGCAGUUAGUUGUAUGGUUGUCUUUUCGUUUAUAUUUUCUGGAAGUGCUUAGUUUAAUUUUCUGUGCUGCGUAUUCAGUUAAUUGGAAGUAUAAAUUUGUCAAAUAACUUCUUAAGCCUGUCUGUUAUGUCUAUGUUGGCAAAAAGCAAUGGGUUGAUUAAAUUUGGAGCUCCCAUUGAACCUCCAAAGGGUCUUAUCACGGUGUGAGAUUUCUUAACCAAGUCAUUACAUAAGAAUGAAAUCGACAAUGUAAACUACGCAAUUCUGCAACCUGUAUUUGAAGAUCCCCGAUUUUGGCUCUGACUAAAUCUACUUCUAUAUAUUAAAGGAGAACCAGGGGCAAAUUGAGCCUGAAAAAUGGCUGUGAAAUUACUUAUGCACCCUUGAUUAAUGUUAAAUUUCAAACCGGUCAUUUGAUAUGUUUUUACGGCUGCUCAUCAAUCAUCACAUAUGCCUUUCAUUGUUUUUAUGGAGAAUUUUGUAGUGAUUGAAUUUAAGUUGAAAAGAAUUGCAGGAGAGCGGUCCACCUCGAUCAUGUAUUUAACCAUGUUUCUUCUGCUCAAGGGUCAUCCAGAGCAAAGAGGCAGGAGGCAACUUGUGAGUAAAUAGUUGACUACUUUUUUCAAGUGAUUUCGAUGUGCGUCUAUCUUGCAAAGCUACAAUUAAGAGCGGUGACUGUGUCCAUAAUCUGAGUUCGACUUUUAGGGAAGAGAUUUCAGAGACAGCGAUCCUGAUUAUUAUUUGCUUUUAUAAAUUUGGUGUCUUCAAUGUUUUGCUUUCUGGAAUUCGUAGAACGAUUGAAGCAUUUUAAUGCACUUUCAAAUUUUACUUUAAGGUUGUUUCAUGCCAUUUUACAUGUCGGCCUCUGUAGUGGUUAUGAUUGGUACGAAGUUAUAUUUUAGGGUUUGAUGGCAGUGUUUGUUGUAUCAGGAAGAUGCAAUGGUCAUGAUUUUGUCAACAGAAAAAUCAUUUUAGUCGUAUGAAUCUGGGAAGGAAGUGCUGUUUUCUUAUAGUGACAUUUCUCUGCUGUCCUCUUCCAGUUGUUCCCCAUUAAUUGACCACUGACCAGUCGUUAUAUUCUUUUGUUUA